GUCACAGUGACACACCCAUCCUUUAACCCUGCUGCUCUGCUCCAGUGUCCACCCCUCUCUCUCUCUAGUAAACGAGCUGAGCUUGCUGGGUGGCCUUCCCCUCCGCUUCACACUUCUCUCUCGCACUCACUGCGGAAGUGCCGGCCACCAGCUUCCUCCCCACCCCAUGGCUCGUCGCCUCCUGCUCCUGCUCCUCGUCGCCGCUGCCGCCGCCGCCCCGGCCUCGUCGCAGUCGCCGGCCGCCGCGCCAUCCGCCUCCAGCUCCGGCGCCGCCCACUCCCCCACUUCCUCCUCCUCAGCCACCGCCGCCCCAGGCCCUUCCUCCUCCACCUCGUCUCCCCCCACGUCCAAGCACCGCCCCGUCUCCACCUCCCCCGCCGCGUCCCCCUCCCACGCCGGGACCAAGCUCACCUCCCCGGCUGUCUCCCCGUCCGCCACGUCGUCCCCGCCGGCCCCUCCGCCCACACUGCCUCCCCCACCCACUCCCGCCCCCAUCACCUCCUCCCAGCCGCCGGCAUUGCCUCCCUCUCCCUCCCCCUCCCCCCCUGCCACCACGCCGGCGCCGGCACCCGUGACCGCCGCCGCCCCUCCCGCCGCGUCCUCCCCGCCGGUGCCCGCGCCGACGCUCCCUCCCCCCUCGCCGGCGCCGGCCUCGUCCCCUCCGGCCCCGGCGCCCGUCGUCCUCGCCGCCCCCGUCCCCGCGCCGGCCGCCCGCGCCCCGGCGCCCGGCAAGAAGCCGGCGAAGAAGAAGCGCGCGGCCCCCGCGGCGUCCCCGCUCGCCGCCGCGUCCCCGGCCACCGGCGCCGGCCUCGCCCCGGGCCCCGGGCCCUCCACCGCCGACAUGAUGAGCGACGCGGCGAGGAGGCUGGCGGCGGCGGGAGGCCCGGCGACGGCGGCACUGGUGCUGCUCUCGCUGGCGGUGGGCCCGGCGCUGGCGUGAGGGGAGAGAUGAUUGGGGCCACCUGCCAGCCGUCCACUGCCGCUGUUAUUAUCAUAAUCGCUGCCUUAACCUCUGUAUUUUGUGGUGUGAAUUGUGUGUUGGAGUUGGACAGAGAAGAGCUGCUGGGGCUGUAGUGUAGGUCUAGACUAUCUGGAAUUCAGCGAGCUGGGACAAGCAAAUUUCACAUCACCACUGUAUUUCGUAUUUUUGUGCUGG
Molecule: messenger RNA, 1156 nt
Organism: Panicum virgatum (switchgrass)
Lineage: Eukaryota; Viridiplantae; Streptophyta; Magnoliopsida; Poales; Poaceae
Product: classical arabinogalactan protein 9-like
Exons: 2
Coding region: 167-940 (257 amino acids)
Source: RefSeq, a predicted model, not a curated record